Closterium sp. Yama58-4 is the source of this 1092-nucleotide messenger RNA. Lineage: Eukaryota; Viridiplantae; Streptophyta; Zygnematophyceae; Desmidiales; Closteriaceae. The record is from the annotation of a GenBank genome assembly.
AUGUGCGGGGAUUACAGGAGCCUGAACAAGGUCACUGUGGCCGAUCGGUACCCCAUGCAAUCUGCCGAAGAGAUCUUCGAUAAGCUGCAGGGAGCGAAAGUAUUCUCCACCCUCGAUUUGCGGCAGGGGUUCAACCAGAUCCCCAUCCGGCCCGCAGACCGGAAGAAAACAGCGUUCCAUGGACCAGACUGCCUGUACGAAUGGUGCUUCAUGCCAUUCGGGUUGAAGAAUGCGCCCGCGCUAUUCCAGCGCGCCAUGGAUACGAUACUACGCGGGGUACCAGCCGCCGCGUGCUACAUUGAUGACGUAGUGGUUUUCAGCCCAGACGCGGAGCAGCACGUGAAGGACGUGAAGGCCACGCUAGAUGCCAUUCGGGCAGCCGGUCUCACAUGUCAUCCGAAGAAGUGCAGUUUUGGGAACACAGGAGUGAAAUACCUGGGGUUUGAGGUGCAAGGAGGGCAGCUGGGGAUACAGCAAGCGAAGGUGGAGGUCUUAUAUUGGGUCCCUCGGCCGAAAGACAGGAGCACGUUGAGAGCCGUCCUCGGGUUUCUCAACUACUACCGCAGAUUCUUUCCGAACUUCAGCAAGACAGCCGCCGCCCUCAACCGGCUGCUAAGGGAAGAUCAGAAAUGGGAAUGGGGGGAGGCGGAGCAGGGGGCACUGCACGCGCUGCUGAAAGCCGUGAAAACGGCUUCCGUGCUAACCCUGCCCAACAAGGAGGACCCGUUUGUGUUGUACACCGACUGGAGUAGUGCGGGUAUGGGAGCAAUUCUGUGCCAGAAGAGAGAGGGUGAGGAGAAGGUUGUAGCUUCUGCCAGCCGAAGCUGCAAUCCAGCGGAAGCUAACUAUAGCUCGUAUGAGGGAGAAGGGCUGGCGGCGGUGUGGGCGAUCACGCACUUCCGAGUGUAUCUGCAAAGGAGGCAGUUCGAGCUGGUCACAGAUCAUCAACCCUUGACCUGGCUAAUGACUAAUCAGGCAUUGACGGGGAGGAACGCCCGCUGGGCCAUGCGCCUGCAGGAGUACGACUUCUCUAUCCGGCACAGGGCAGGCAAGACUAUGCAGCACAUGCAAAGGGAGCCACCCGGGGCAUAG